Babesia bovis T2Bo is the source of this 490-nucleotide messenger RNA. RefSeq lists its product as uncharacterized. The transcript has a single exon. Gene Ontology annotation, molecular function: calcium ion binding. Bases 57 to 455 code for a protein of 132 amino acids. Lineage: Eukaryota; Apicomplexa; Aconoidasida; Piroplasmida; Babesiidae. The record is from RefSeq and is a predicted model, not a curated record.
UAAUAACCUUAUAGGCAUUCACUACAUUAUAUAUUAGUUGUAUCACAUACAUCACGAUGGAGUGGGAAUCUCGUUUUGCCGAGGCAUUCCUCUGUUGUGACUCGCAGAAACUUGGUCAUAUUCAGGGUCCUGAAUGUGCGAAAAUCUACCAGUCACUUGGAUUGGCUUUAUCGCGAGAGCAAUGCAACGCCUGCCCUAACAUGGACAAGGACCAAUUUGUAAAGUACGGGAUGAAGCUUGUUAGUGAACUUCCAUCUGAUGGCGGCCUUCAGAAGUUAUUUGAUGCUAUUAAAGGUCAGAAGGGUGACUCCAUUGGUGCUGCUGAAUUGAAGGAGGUUAUGACCUUGAUGAAGAAUCGUUCACCUCAGGAGAUGGAGGAUGCUAUGAAGCAAUUGGACCCUAACAACUCCGGUCGCAUAAACUACCAAAAUUUUGCCAAAAUAUUCACUAACUAAAUUAUAACAACCAAUGUAAUCUAAAAUGAAUCAUU